Messenger RNA from Polyodon spathula (Mississippi paddlefish), 2955 nucleotides. Its product is annotated as transmembrane protein 156-like. The record is from RefSeq and is a predicted model, not a curated record. NCBI's taxonomy places the organism in Eukaryota, Metazoa, Chordata, Actinopteri, Acipenseriformes, Polyodontidae. The transcript has 9 exons. The coding region runs from base 345 to 1379 and encodes 344 amino acids.
UAUAAUUAUGUACUGUAUGGUAGUAUACCACGGUGCUGCAUAAUAAUUCCUGUAAUGCUACAGCACCAUAUUAAAAAGUGAAGGGACCACCAUACUGUGCCAUUGACAAGGAAGUAAAGCGGAAUGUAAGAUUUGAGUGAAGAGGUCUGGGUCAUUGUUUUUAUUUUAGACAGGGAUAAAGGCUAAAGUAAAAGAGUACCAGAGAAGUAUCGGUCGUGGCACAUAAAGGAAAUGAGUAAGAGGUUUUUUUUGUACGUAAACCAACAUCAAAGAGAUAAGAAGGACAGACAGGAAGAAACUACCAGAAACAUGUGAGCGAGUGCGCGGCUCCAUGUGCAACAAUCAUGACUAAAGCGGCUCUCAUGAAACUGUUCACUGCCAUACUGAUUGUGUUUAUUAUAUGUCUCCCAGAGUUCUUUAACACAUUUGAAGGGAACACUCACAAAGUGCUACUGUAUUGCACCAGCAUAUGCUCACCUCCCCAUGAUUCACAACAGAUCACUUUAUUAAACAUGUCCCUCCCUUGGGUCUUACAAGAAGAAAGGUCCUUUUUAAAACUCUUCACAAAUGAUUCAAUAUAUAGCAGCGAUGCUGGGAGAAGGUUCUGUGAGCAUGCAUUGAACAGAACAGAGAGCACCUCGGGCUGGUUUGUGUGUGGGUCUAACAAUGAUGUGGAUGAAGUCUACCAGAAUAUCUCGUCAUCAGGAUCAGAAGUGAAGACAUAUUUGGAGAUAGCAGGGACAGUGCAGAACGUGCUCAUCUCACAGUAUCUGAACGUCAGUUUACGUCACAGCUCUGGAACUGGACAGAAGACUUUCUUUUUUCUAAUGGAAGCACACACUCCUAAUGUGUCCGAGCCUUCCACUGUAAACUAUAGCUACAACAUCAGCCUUAUUAGCACCUAUAGCGAAAGAGCACACUUAGACGAGAAAGCCAGUGACAUGAAUUUUACCAUUCAGUGGACAACGAAUGCGAAAGAUGGGUCAUGUUCCGGGUUCCAGCUUCGAGUCAUUUGGUUAACAUUAAUUUUAAUUGUGAUGCUGCUGGUAAUUACAGCUGUUUUAUUCAUGCUGCUAUUGAAAAAUCAAAGAUGGCAUGUUUGUAAUCGUCGAAGACACACUUCUGAAACAAACAUUGCUGUUUAUAACAGCUUUCAGUAUCCAUUGUAUGAAAAUGUGAUGCCUGAACACUCUGCUGCAUACCAAAAUACUCCUGCUACGUAUAUCAACAUUCCAGUUGAUACAGGGCGGCGCUUUGAUCGUAGAGCCCAACAGAAAACUAUAUACACUGAGCUUAAAUACAAUGUAAUAAAUGCACCAAGUUCUGGACAAUGCAGGCUUCCACCAAUUCCUGAAAUUAUGUGUCAAGCUCCGAAAUAACCCAACAAGCUCAUGAACAGAGCACAUUUGCAUUCUGCCUAAAACAACAACUUGAAAAACUCCAAGGGUUCCAGGAAGUAACAGUAUAUGUAUUAUACAUUAUUACUUGUUGAUUUACUUGUGUCUUUGUACAGCCUUCAUAUACACAUUUAUACUGUAUUUAAAAGAGAGGGCAUCAAUAUUAUCAUACGGUUGGUGUUUGGAAGAAAUACCUGCAAAUCUAGACCCUUUUAAUGUUAUUUAAGAUAUUAUUAAAGAAUGUAUUUAUGACAUUAAUAUCCAUCAUUAGAUUAUGUACUGUACUGUAUGUGGUAUGGUACAGUAUAUGAUAGACAUUGUGAAUCAGUGUUAUGUAUAUAAGGAUUUUGACAUGUGUGAAUGAUGUGUUUACUGUACCUGACUAAACUUUCAACAUUAAAGAUUAAUCUUUCAUGCUUGUAUUUCUUUGUUUUUCAUAAAAACACACAAUUUAAUGUUAAGAGUUUCUGGUUGUAUACUGUAGUUUAGAAAUCGAGUCGCCAGUUGAAUACAUCCUUUUUUAAAAGAGAGUGGUGGAGAACACGAAAUGAUCCUGAACAAAUGAGUUGAGGCUUGAAACAAAAAAUAAUAGAUGGUGUUAGUCCCAGGGCAAUUUAAGUAAAGACACAUUAGCACAAAUGUACAAUCUCUGACUUAAUACAUUAUAAAGGUAAUGCUAGGGUAUUCCUAUUAAUUCAUACAAGAUUCAAACAGAAUUAAGACUCUAUUCUACUGACUUGUUUUAUGUUACAGUGGUGAUCCAGCUGUCAAUACAGUAUUCAAUGUUAAUGCAAUUUGUAUUUUCAGAUCACGACUGAAACUAAACUAAUGGUACAUCUUUAAUUGUUGCUGUCUCAAUCUAGCAAGCAUUCAAUUUUUUUUUUUUGCUUCAGCCAAUAUAACAAUAACCAAAGCAUGGGCCUACUUACAGUAUGUACACCAAAUGUAAAUUGCAUAAAGAAUGUAAACGUAUUUGAGGAGAAACAAAACUCAAAACCGGUUCCAACACAAAGAUCCAAGGACAUUGCUGUGCGGACAACAUAUGAGGCCUGUAGAGGGUGCGACUCCUAUCUGUUUUCCGCUCCCUCUUUGUGUAUACUCCAGUAAUUCAGCAGUCAUUAUAAAAGUUGUACUGCAUCACAGUGGACGUAUGGGCUAAUUACAUGUGUUGUCGCUGGAUGCCUAUGCAAAUUAUUUUAAAAGAUGCUGAAACAUUUUCAGAAAGUGCACAGAAAGGUGACAUUCCUUUUUAUAUGAAGAGUGUUGUGUCAGUUUUAAUAAUGUCGAAACAACACUUGAAUAAGCUAUUGCUUCCCAGAGGCAAAACCUUCUCCUUAUUCAUUCGAGUUUAGAUUUUUUUUUUUUUUGUACAUUUUUCAAAGGUUGAAUUAUCUGCCAAAUGACUCAGAAUAAAUUACAAAAUAGAAAAACAUUCGCAAAUGCUGAGAUUCGGAGGUGAGCUGAAGGCACUCACACUAGGAAUAGUACCUGACCAGCUGCCAGUGAGCUUGCAGUAUUGUCCUGCUCACAGACAGUGGUCAUUCCUCAAGAAGACUGU